This is a messenger RNA of Helianthus annuus (common sunflower), 1190 nucleotides long. RefSeq lists its product as uncharacterized. The coding region runs from base 169 to 1104 and encodes 311 amino acids. Lineage: Eukaryota; Viridiplantae; Streptophyta; Magnoliopsida; Asterales; Asteraceae. The record is from RefSeq and is a predicted model, not a curated record. The transcript is spliced from 2 exons.
UUUACCCUUAUACUUGAAGGUGACAUCAUCAAUGUUUACUUGUAUAUCUUUUCUUCAUCUUCUUCACAAAUUUGAUGAUAAACCCUAGCAAUCCAAUAAUAAGCUGAAGACAAGGGUUUUAGAAACUGAAGAUUGCAAUCCGCCAUUGAUCAGCUGCUGACUUCCAAAAUGACCAAUGCCUGCAUCACUAGAAUCCAUUUUUUUCACCAUAAAGCAACGGCAUUAUACCUUCCUAAAAGAAACAAAUUUCAGUUCAACCUUUUCCGACCAUUUCCAACUUGCGCGUCGCUAGCAUCAACUUCUCUAGGCUACAACCCCCAAUGGAAGACUAUAACUUUGACUAGUCAACUGAGCCCGUCAGGUGCACCAGCCCAACGUUCCGAAGAAUGGUUCGCCCUUCGAAAGGACCGGCUAACCACGAGCACCUUCAGCACGGCUCUCGGUUUAUGGAAAGGCAAACGUAGGUAUGAACUUUGGUGCGAAAAAGUAUUCCCAUCAGACACAAACUCAACGGUUUCACUAGUUACCAAACACGCCAUGGAAUGGGGCGUUCUUAACGAGUCAACCGCCAUAGAAAAAUACAAAAUAAUCACUGGUCGUGAAGUGAAUUCGUUGGGCUUCGCGACCCAUUCAGAGGAUAAGUUUGACUGGAUCGGGGCAUCCCCAGAUGGGCUUCUUGGUAAUUUCGCAAAUCCCGGGAUUCUUGAAGUGAAAUGCCCAUUUAAUAAAGGUAAACCCGCAUCGGCUAAGCCUUGGACCACUAUGCCCUUUUAUUACAUGCCGCAAGUUCAGGGUCAAAUGGAAGUUAUGGAUCGAGAUUGGGUCGAUUUGUAUUGUUGGACCGAAAACGGGAGCACUAUAUUUCGUGUAUCUAGAGACGAAGAAUACUGGAAGUUGAUUCAUGGCGUUUUACGGGAGUUUUGGUGGGAAAAUGUGGUCCCUGCUAGAGAAGCUUUGUUGAUGGGGAGUGAGGUAGAAGCUAGAAAAUAUGAACCAACAUCAGUACAUAAGCUCACUGGAUUAAUAAUUCACAAGAGUUUAAAGUUGGCUAGUGAGUCAAAGCUUUUGUGUAGAGAAGUUGCAGGACAUGUUGAAUUUUUAUGAGUAUACAUUAAAUGUAGCUUUGUGGAUAACAUUUGUAAUAACUUCUUAUUCGUUUCUAGUAGUUUUUGAAACAUGAACCUCCUAAA